AUGAAGGAUGAUCUCGUGGCUUCCAUGAUCAGAUACCUCCCUUUCUUCAUCUGCGGCAGUUACGUUCUCAUCGUCGUGACGGGCUACAGAUUUUGCAAAUACUUGGAGGUAAAGUAUAAGUGGGUUAAAAGGCACUGGAGCUUUCUGAACGCUCUUUCAAGAGAUAUCCAGAAAGUGAAAGACUCAGUUAAAGAAACAAAAAAAAGAGCAAGUGAAUUUGGUGAAUCAGAGCUGAACCUGGAGGGAAUAACUCAACCGUUGCAAGAAAUCGAGACGCAGUGGGUGAGCAAAGCAGGGAACGUGAUUUGGGAAGCCGAGAGAUGUAUUCAAUAUUUUGAGAAUUUAACUGCCAUGAAACGGAUUUCUUACGUUCUCAUCGUCGUGACGGGCUACAGAUUUUGCAAAUACUUGGAGGUAAAGUAUAAGUGGGUUAAAAGGCACUGGAGCUUUCUGAACGCUCUUUCAAGAGAUAUCCAGAAAGUGAAAGACUCAGUUAAAGAAACAAAAAAAAGAGCAAGUGAAUUUGGUGAAUCAGAGCUGAACCUGGAGGGAAUAACUCAACCGUUGCAAGAAAUCGAGACGCAGUGGGUGAGCAAAGCAGGGAACGUGAUUUGGGAAGCCGAGAGAUGUAUUCAAUAUUUUGAGAAUUUAACUGCCAUGAGAACAUUUCUCAACAGCUAUCUUUUUGUCAUCUUGAAUCUGAUUUCCAUAGUUGACCUUACACUUGGCAUGAGGCGAACCACGGAAGAGAUAAACAAGCAUUUUAAGGAGCAGAAAGAAUUAACCAACAAGUUGUGCGGAUUACUGGAGGAGUCGAGGAAUAGACUUAGAGGAUUGCAGGACACUAUUGGCAAGAUCGAGAGCGAAUCACUCGGUUCCAAGGUGCCUUUUAGCCCCACACUGGCUUUGGCUCUAGAGCGGCUCAUCAGCACUCAGCACCAAAACUUGAUACGUGGGGAAUUGGCGGAGCAAUUGCGCUCGACAGUUAUACAAGGCAGGGUUCUACAGGCUUUUGUGAAAGAUUUGCGGUGGUUCAAACUGGAAAGCGAGAUAGAGAAUGCCUGGAUGAAGGAAGCAGAAGAUGUCAUUAAGGAAGCAGAUGAAGAAAUCAACGGCAGUUCGGAGCGGGAAGCGAUGAUAGUAAGGUGGCCUGUUGCUUUUGGUCUCCGUAAUUGGAUGGCAAAGCGUAAGCUCAAGAAAAGCGUAAACUAUUUUGGUAGUAGGUACUCCGAUCUUCUGGAAGCAAAAGACAGAUAUGGUCUUAGAUUUAUCAGAAGAGUCUCGUCGAAACAUGUCCGGCGACGUUUCCAGCGCAUGGAUGAUGAAGUGAUUUCGAUAGUUCUAGACAACAUCCGAAAGCAGGUUCCAACACGUAGUGCAGAAUACUCUCAAGAACCGCAUCGUCGCAUCGGGUCGUUGUGCAAACAGAUGGAGAAUAUCCUACAACUUUUGAAAGAUGAGAAUGAAACUGAAGGCGCAAGGCAUGCUAGAAUGGCUUGCUUCCAUCUACUAAGGAAAACAGCCACCGAAGCACAGGAAUGCAUCAAGAACUACAUGGAAGCAUCACCACCAAAGUUAGUAUUUGAAAUUAACAGAAUCCAUAACGCUGUCGGUCUCCUUCAUAAAACGGUACAAGUGUGCACCAUCCAGGUCAUCGAAGAUUCCUGCUCUGUUGUUGGUCUGGAGGAAGACGUGCAUAAAUUUGUUUCAAAGCUCACUACCAGUACUAACGACGGAAGUGGUGGACAUCCAUCCGUUAUCUCCAUUGUGGGGACCAAAGGGAUUGGUAAGACAACUCUGGCUAAGGAAAUCUGUAAUCAUAGAUCCAUUCUCAACCACUUUAAAGUCUGUUGUUUUAUUUCGUUACCACAUGGAGAUCAGUACUCCAAUGAAACUCUACUUCUCAAAAACAUUAGAGACCAGAUCAUGCAGACACGGGACAAAGGGCGUGAGAAAGAAUAUUUGAUCGAUGAAAUAUGCGGUUUCUUAAAGAAGCAGGCCUGCCUUGUGGUUCUGGACGAUCUUCGGACAAAGCAAGCUUGGAAUGUACUAAAGCAAGCAUUCCCAGAUGACAGCAAGAGUGUUGUUAUUAUCACAACACGCAGCAUAGCAGUAGCUUCACAUGCUAACGCAAGCGGCAACACCAGCAACAUCCAUCGACUUAGGCUACAAACUGGAGAAGAAAGCUGGGAGUUUCUCACCCAGAUGGUCCCUUUCCCUUUUAACAGUAAAGGGAAAAUUAGAUCACUUGCAAAGAAAGUGGUAGCAAGUACCGGAGGCCUGCCACUUGCCAUUCUACGUCUUGGAUAUCUAUUGUCUGGGAAGUGUCUCAAUGAAGCCGAGUUGUCAAGGGUGCUUGAGCGCGAGCAUGGCUCUCACGUACUGUGGGCUGAGACCUGGGACAUCAACAAAGAGCGCUUUCAAUCCUAUCCAAUUCUUGAUAGAUGUUUUUCUUACUCUGAAUUCUUCCCUAGAGACUUUGAAAUUCCCUCGAGGAGAUUAAUUGCUCUAUGGGUUGCUUCAGGGUUGUUUGAAGCAGAAGAAAUUGCAAAUGAUCAAUCGAAACAAGUACAUAGUAGUGGAGAUGCUCUGGAAGAAAAAACUCGGGAAAAUGCUGCUUACAAGUGUCUUCUGGAGUUGGUUGAUCGUAAUAUGAUCCAAGUAGUUGCGAGAAAGCGUAAUGGGAAUGUCAAGACGUGUCGCUUUCCAAGCACUCUAGUAGAAAUUUGGUUCCGCGAGACAAGAAAGAACACGAUUACAGCUCGUUCGUGGUCCCUAUUUUCGAGUUCUGAUGGGCAGCUUGCUUAUCGUUUUGACGACAAGGAUGCAAACUCUGGUCGUAGUGUUCAUGGUCUCAACUCAGAUAUUGUUUUUCCGGAGGAAAAAUAUCCCAAAUCCAUUAUGUUCUUUGAUACGCGAGAAGGAAAUGAGCCCGGUGAAGACAUAGGCAAGUUUCUCCUCAACGGCAUUUCCAGUCGGCGCUUUGAAGAUUUAUGGGUUCUUGAUCUUGAAGGCGUGUUCAGACCUCAAUUGCCAAGCAGCAUAGGGAAAUUAAAGAAGCUCACAUAUUUAGGCCUAAGGUGGACUUACCUAGAAAAUCUUCCAGAAUUCAUAGGUAGCUUGUUGCAACUCGAAACCCUGGAUUUAAAGCAUACAUAUGUGAGGGAGCUCCCUAAUUCCUCUUGGAAACUGAAGAAACUGAAGAACCUCUACUUGAACCAGAGCUGCCGAAUCAAAAUCAUGCAUCAUCGAAGCGCCAUUUCCACAAAAAAUCUGAAGACGUUGUGCGGCGUGUUUGUGGAUCAUGAGCACAGUGAUUUGGCCAUCAAUCUAGGCAAGUUUCAGAGCCUCCAAAAGUUGGGGAUAACAAUAUUCCAGUUGCCGGUAGAGCAGCAAAAGAACUUGGUAAAAGGGAUCGUGGAACUGGCCGACCUAAGAUCUUUGACUUUGAGGUCAAUUGACGAGAAGGGCGAGUCUCAGGAUCUCAAGUUGAAGUCUUUUAAGAAACUUCAGAAGCUCACCAGCCUAUAUUUGUUGGGAAAGCUAGAAAAGCCUGCCAUCAUAAGCACCCUCCCAGAAAGCCUCGUUGAACUUACCUUAUCUGCUUCUGGACUUAAAGAAGACCCCAUGUCAAAGCUAGGGAAGCUUCCAAAGCUUAAAUUUCUGUCUUUCCUCUCCGGUUCUUAUCAGGGAGCAAUCAUGGUUUGCUCCAAAGAGGACUUUCCUCAACUCCUGGUUCUGCAUAUUUGGAAUCUGUCUGAUUUGGAGAAACUCGUUGUGGAGGUUGGAGCCAUGCCAAAGCUGAGGGAGUUUGAGGUCAGAUCAUGCAAAAAAUUAACAUUCACUACUGGGUUAACCAACUUAAAGGUCCUCCAGGUGUUAACCUUGAAAGACGUGCCUGACGAAAACGCCAUCGAGAAUGAGUUCGCUGCAGCGAAGGAGAAUUCUCCGGACGCAAUCGUGUGCUGUCCUAAAAUCAACAGAAACAAAGAGGAAGCUGGUGCAAUGCAAGGUUUAAGUCAUGAUCCCAUCACAGGCUAA
Messenger RNA from Morus notabilis, 4041 nucleotides. Its product is annotated as probable disease resistance protein RXW24L. Gene Ontology annotation, biological process: defense response to other organism. The record is from RefSeq and is a predicted model, not a curated record. Bases 1 to 4041 code for a protein of 1346 amino acids. Gene Ontology annotation, molecular function: ADP binding. The transcript has 2 exons. NCBI's taxonomy places the organism in Eukaryota, Viridiplantae, Streptophyta, Magnoliopsida, Rosales, Moraceae.